Trichoplusia ni (cabbage looper) is the source of this 1989-nucleotide messenger RNA. It is a transcript of the gene hry, whose product is annotated as protein hairy. Gene Ontology annotation, biological process: regulation of neurogenesis; regulation of transcription by RNA polymerase II; anterior/posterior pattern specification. The transcript is spliced from 4 exons. The record is from RefSeq and is a predicted model, not a curated record. Bases 133 to 921 code for a protein of 262 amino acids. Gene Ontology annotation, molecular function: DNA-binding transcription factor activity, RNA polymerase II-specific; protein dimerization activity; RNA polymerase II cis-regulatory region sequence-specific DNA binding. NCBI's taxonomy places the organism in Eukaryota, Metazoa, Arthropoda, Insecta, Lepidoptera, Noctuidae. Gene Ontology annotation, cellular component: nucleus.
CCGCCGACCGCCGGCAGUCGCGCGACGACCGCGAACCGACACACACGCACGCCCCACAAAUCAUGCUGUGAUUGCUCUUACGUACGUUACACGUUUAUUUGGAUGUUUUUUGUGAAGUGCUAAUUAGUAACUAUGGUGACGGGUAUCGCCGGCAGCCCGCAGCAGGCCGCCUCUAACACAGUGGUGGUGAACAUGAGCUCUCCAGGGCCGCAGCCAGACCAGAAAAAGAAUACUGAUAAUAGAAGGAGUAAUAAACCUAUCAUGGAGAAAAGGAGGAGAGCGCGUAUCAACAACUGCUUGAACGAACUGAAGGCGUUGAUUUUGGAUGCGAUGAAGAAAGACCCUGCAAGACAUUCAAAAUUAGAGAAGGCUGACAUAUUAGAAAUGACUGUGAAGCAUUUAGAGGGUCUUCGUUCCGAAGGCUCAGGUUCGCCGGACAGGUUCCGUGCUGGGUACAGGCAUUGCUUGUCCGAAGUGGCGAAGUUCCAGGGUAUAGAGCCCACGUUGAGGAGGCGGCUAGUGCGGCACCUUGAGGGCUGUGUGACCUCGCCGGGAUCAAGGCCAGCCUCAGCCCCCACGCCUCCUUCUGACAACGAAGACGUUCCCCAAACUCAGCAUUCUACAAUCUUUAUAUCCGCUGGUCCAGGCUCAGGCGUCCGCCUGGUCCCAACCAGGUUGUCCAACGGGGACAUCGCGCUGGUCCUACCUGCGGGAGUCAACGCCAGCACUCUCGGCGCCAUCCCAACACUGGUACCUUUAUCCCCACGGGAUGCUUCUUCCUCCACGUCAUCAGAACCCAGAUGUUACUCCCCAGCGAGCUCCGGCUGGGGGACGCCUCCCCCUCCGAACGAGGACUCCGCUCCUCUCGCCCUAGUAACAAGAAAACAACCCUCAGAAGAAAAGCCCUGGCGACCUUGGUGACCCACCCUCCAUUCCUUACAUAAUCCUGUGAUAUAUUAUAGCUGUACGUGUACAUAGUAUGUCUACGCGACAGAAUAUAGUUCCUAGUAUUAGGUCAAAUGUUACGGCAUUAAUCGUGUUGUGUGGUCAGUUUGAAUGUGUGAUAGAUUUUAUAGAGAUUAAUUUGUAUUCAAGAGUUUGUAUGAUUACAGUUACCUUUCUGUUUAACGAAAGGUUUUAAUAUAAGUUAUAGAUAAUAUCGUGUACAUUCGCAGAUGACAUCUGAGGCAGUAUUUCAUUUAUCAUUAUGUAACGUAACGUAAGUUUGUUUCGUUAUAUUCAUUGCAUAGUUUAAGUAAAUAGUGCCAUUAAUUUUAAUUAUAUUACAAUAAGUUUGCUUAAAGCUUUUGUAAAUAUGAUAAUGAUUAAAUAUAUAGAUAUAACAUGAAGAAUUCUGUGUGCCUUAUACAGCAAAAUCGUACAGUCUUCCAUUGUAGGCGUAGCUGAGUAUAGAGAUAUUUUACGUGUAAUAUAGUACAGUAUCUAUGAUUAAUUGUUUAUUUGUCGAUAUUGCGCUCAAUAUUUCACUUAGUCUUGUUACCGGAACACACUAGUAGUCAUUUUAGUCUUCCCACACCAGUUACCGAUAAGGACAGUUUAUUUUGUAAUCUACAAUACAUGUAGGAGUUAGUUUAUGAGUGAUAGAUAUGUUAAGAUGAUUUUGCUUGUGAAAUAGGGAUCUACCAUCGCCUUCUGAAGUAAGAGUGUUGUGGUUGUGCAAGCAAGAUAGAGCUCUACAUUUCGUAUAGCGAUGUCUCUUUCCAACAAUGGCAACAAUCCUCCUUUAAUAGUUAGUGGUAGAACCCACUGUGUUUAUGUUUACAUAUUUUUUGAAUGACAUUAUGAAUGAUGCGCGAACAAUCUACUUAUAAUAUUUUAAUUGUAAACAAUUAUAACUAUUUGCCGUCUCAAUGUAAAUGAUUAAGAGAAUAACGUGAUAUUAUUUAAGAUUAUUUGUAUGUAAUAUAAGAAGAUGUACCUAAAAGAAUAUGCCAUUAAUCUAGAAAUAAAAGUAUGAAAAUAAUUACA